GCAUUACGGUGCUAAGGCUAGGGCCGUCCCCCACAUUGUUCAUACAGACUCCUUUGUCCGCCAACAACCACCAUGUCACAGCUAUCGUUCAAGGGCCACACCGUCGUUGUAACCGGUGCAGGCGGUGGUCUGGGCAAAGCGUAUUCACUCUUCUACGCGUCGAGGGGUGCAAAUGUGGUCGUGAAUGACGUCAGUCAAGCGGCGGCACAGACGGUGGUGGAUGAGAUUAACCAAGCGGGAGGAAAGGCAGCCGUCAACACUGCAUCCGUAGCAGACGGUGCUGCCGUCAUCAAGACUGCACUUGACGUGUUUGGAGGUGUGACGAUACUGAUCAACAACGCUGGGAUCCUCCGAGACAAGGGGUUCAAGAACAUGACAGAUCAGGAAUGGGACCAGGUUCAAUUGGUUCACCUGAAGGGCUCGUUCUCCUGUAGUAGGGCUGCGUGGCCAAUAUUCUGCAAGCAAGGUUUCGGUCGCAUCGUCAACACAGCGAGUGCUGCUGGGCUGUAUGGUAAUUUCGGGCAGGCGAAUUAUAGUGCCGCUAAGAUGGGCCUGAUUGCAUUCACGAAGACACUCGCUCAGGAAGGUGCGAAGUACGGCAUCAAGGCUACUGUCAUUGCGCCAAUGGCUGCUUCAAAGAUGACGGAAACUAUCAUGCCUCCCGAGAUGCUCGCCAACUUGAAGCCUGAGUUCGUAGCACCAUUUGUCGCAGCUGUCACGCAUCCAGAUGGCCCCGAAGCAUCUGGCAGGAUCUUCGAGGUCGGUGCUGGCUAUAUCGCCGAGGUGCGAUGGGAACGCAGCAAGGGUGUCGUCUUCAAAACGGAUGUGUCGUUCACUCCUUCCGCAGUUCAAGAAAAGUGGUCGGACGUCACAGAUUUCGACGAAGGAGUUGAACACCCGCAAGGCCUGCCAGACUUUGACCCUCAGGCCAUCCUCGCAGCAGGCUCGAAUCUGUCAUCGAACGCGCAAGCAUCCCCCGAAGUGCGCUUCGAAGGAAAGACUGUCAUCAUCACAGGUGCGGGCGCGGGCCUGGGGCGUGCGUAUGCGCAUAUGUUCGCCAAACUUGGCGCGAACGUCAUCGUGAACGAUCUCAGCGAGAAGGCCGCAAAUGCUGUAGUGGCUGACAUCACGAAAGCGGGUGGGAAGGCUGUCGUUGCGAUCUGCUCUGCGGAGGAUGGCGAGGGCAUCGUCAAGGUCGCAAUGGAUACGUUCGGUGGAGUGCAUGCACUUGUCGCGAACGCAGGCGUCGUCCGGCCAAAUGCGUUAGGGAACAUGACCGACAAGCAGUGGGAUGAAGUCAUGGCUGUUCAUCUUCGCGCUGCAUACAAGUGUGCCAAAGCAGUCUGGCCCAUCUUCCAGAAGCAGAAGUUCGGCCGUAUCAUCACGACCAGCUCACAAGCGGGCGUCUAUGGAAUGCCUGGCUUGGCAAAUUAUGCCACGGCAAAGGCAGCUAUCGUUAGUUUAACUAGGACUCUCGCGAUUGAAGGCAGGAAGUACAAUAUUCUAGCCAAUUCGAUCGUACCAUCCGCUGGCGCGAUGGUCGGUCUUGGUCGCGCUUACAGCAACGUAGAUGCCAUCAAGGAGGAGUACGUCGCGCCCGUUGUCGGCUUCCUGGCGAGUGAGGCCAACGUCGACACAUCAGGUGGACUCUUCCAGAUCGCCGCGGGCUGGGUCGCGCAGCUGCGCUGGCAGCGGACGGGUGGACAUGGGUUCCCAGUGAACAAGCCGCUCACGCCUGAGGCGAUCACGUCGAAAUGGAAGGAUAUUACCGAUUUCUCGGACGGUCGCGCCACAAACCCCUCGUCUACGCAGGAAGCGUUCAUGCAGAUUGCGGAGAACUUCGGCAACGAAUCAGAGGAUAGCAACGGAGGUAGCUCGAGCCCCUAUGCUGACCCAGAAGACUCCGAGCUCGUCGCAGAGGCGAAGAAGACGGUUGAAGAGCCGACCGAGUACACCUACAAUGAGCGCGAUGUCAUUUUGUAUAACCUCGGAAUCGGUGCAACGGAGAAGGAGCUGCAGUGGACGUUCGAGGGCGACGAUGACUUUGCCGCACUACAGACGUUUGGUGUCAUUCCUCAAUUUGCGGCCAGUGCGGGAAUUUCUCUGGAUUGGCUGCCGAACUACAACCCGGCUAAGCUCCUGCAUGGCGAGCAAUACCUCGCAAUCAAGGGGCCCAUCCCGACCAGCGGUGAUUUCAUCAACGAGGCGAGGCUGGUAGAGGUGCUCGACAAAGGCAAGGCCGCCGCCGUGACGUCGAUCGUGGAGACCAAGGACAAGACGACUGGCAAAGUCGUAUUCGAGAACCAAUCGACAGUGUUUAUCCGCGGAGCAGGAGGCCUUGGGGGUAAGCGGGUCGGGAAAGACCGUGGCGCAGCGUCCGCAGCAAACACGCCGCCCCAACGCAAGCCGGACGCUGUCCUCGAGGAGAAGACGCUCCCCAUCCAGGCCGCAUUGUACCGCUUGAGUGGAGACUAUAACCCGCUCCAUAUCCAGCCGGAGUUUGCGGCCGUCGGUGGAUUUGACAGGCCGAUCUUACAUGGUCUUUGCUCGUUUGGCAUUUCGGGGAAGCAUGUCCUGAAGACGUUCGGCGAAUUUAAGGAUAUCAAAGUGCGGUUUGCCGGUGUCGUAUAUCCUGGGGAGACGCUUGUUACGGAGAUGUGGAAGGAGGGCGGCAAGGUCAUCUUUACCACGAAGGUGAAGGAGCGGAAUGCUGUCGUCCUCGCUGCGGCCGCAGCGACCUUAGUGAACCCAGGUGGAGCGAAGGCGAAGUUGUAAGUAAUAACCGGGACGGGACAAUAUAUCAGUAUCAGACCUCGUUUAUUCGCAUCACUACUUCAAACCUAUGGAGCGUAUCGCAUUGCGCAUGACUGGCGCAAAGAGCCACUCUUGACUUCCUUACUAGCACGAUCGGAGAAAUACCGUUGACCCUCACGAUGGCUGGGCCAUUCUCACUGCAUGCAAGGGCCAUCAUGCAGAAGCGUGAUGCGCUCUGAAGAGGCUCGAGGAGACGGCGUGUACACGAAGUGGUCAUGCAGCUACUAGUCAAAUUUCAUGCAAGCGACCGCGUUACUGCUUGGCUGAUGGUUAAGAUCGGCCACGCACAGAAUGUUCGGCCAGCAUGGUGCUGGAUGUCGGUAAUUCGAAUUUCUCCGGUGAUGAAGGCUGCUAUGCGUGCCCUGA
Molecule: messenger RNA, 3180 nt
Organism: Laetiporus sulphureus 93-53
Lineage: Eukaryota; Fungi; Basidiomycota; Agaricomycetes; Polyporales; Laetiporaceae
Product: multifunctional beta-oxidation protein
Exons: 27
Coding region: 73-2775 (900 amino acids)
Molecular function (GO): oxidoreductase activity
Source: RefSeq, a predicted model, not a curated record